Oryzias latipes (Japanese medaka) is the source of this 1715-nucleotide messenger RNA. It is a transcript of the gene selenol, whose product is annotated as selenoprotein L. Gene Ontology annotation, molecular function: prostaglandin F synthase activity. Lineage: Eukaryota; Metazoa; Chordata; Actinopteri; Beloniformes; Adrianichthyidae. Gene Ontology annotation, biological process: prostaglandin biosynthetic process. The record is from RefSeq and is a predicted model, not a curated record.
UAUAUACAAUGCCGGAGGGGUCAUUCAGUCCAGUUCUUCUAUAAAAUCAGGUGUUCGCCGCCUUUCGUCCUGUUACUUUCUCUGAGGGGCGCGCGAGCUAAGGAAGCAGCCGGUAAGAUGGAAGAGCACGAGACCUUAACGCGCGCGCUCAGUCUGCUGGUGAACCUGGGCCAGGUUUUGCUGCAGAAGGCUCAGCAGGAGGCUGCAGCCUCCCUGGAAACCUUCGUUCUGUACAAAAUCACCACGAUGUUCGGCCUGAUCACCGCCGGGGCCGACUUCUACAGGAGCCUCGGAGUGAAGACGAAGAGUGAGGCAGAGGAGGUGUGGAAGAAGUCAUACCACCAUGAAGCUGUAAGAGAACAAGUGGAGGAGCUUCUGCAGCUGGAGAGCGAAUGGGACGCGUUCCUGCAGAGCGUGGAUGAAGAUCUGCAGAGCACAGAUAAGCUCCAGUCAGGUUCGAAGGCGGCAGACAGAAUCGGCGCCGACUCUGUGUUCACAGAUGCUCGGAGUGCAGAGAGUGUAACCCUGGGUGAGUUCCUGGGCCAGAACCAGAAGCUGCUGUUGGUCCUCAUCAGACACUUCGGAUGACUGCCAUGACGAGACCACGUGGCCGAGCUGGAGGCCAGUGAGAACCUCCUGCAGGCUCAGUCCGUGCGUGUUUUGGUGCUCUCCUUCGGCAGCGUGGAAGGGGCUAAGCUGUGGCUGGAGCAGACCGGAUGCAGUUUCCAAAUGCUUUUGGAUCCACAGAGAAAGGUCUACAGGAGUUUUGGCCUGGGCUCGUCCUACUCGAAGGUGUUGAAGUUUGACUGCUUGCUGAAGUACUCGGAGUAUCCGACGUCAAACAGAGACUUCCCCGACAUUCCCCCUCGUCUUCUGGAAGACCUUUACCAGAUGGGUGGGGAUUUUUUGUUGGACGACACAGGAAAAGUGCUUCUUUCUCAUCCGUCUAAAAGCCCGCUGGACAGACCGAGCGUGUCGGACAUCCUGAAGGUGGUGGUGGAGGAGGAGGAGGAGGAGGAGGAGGCAGGCGGCUCCAGUGACACUGAAUAACACGAGGUCCAGAAACAGUAAAGCAUCCCUGACUCCAACCACAGAGGAGCAUCAGAGCUUCAGUUCACGCUGAUGACGCCGCUUCUCGCCCUCAUGACCUCAUGAAGAGACGUGGCCGAUGCUGAGUGAAGAAAAGAGCUGAUCUCCUCUGUCGAGUCGCUGUUUUCAGGAAUUCACCUGUGAAGUGAAUUACUUUCUGUUGUAAGAAUGGACUGUGACUGCAAAAGUAUCACUUUUAGUUAGUGCUAAAUUAUAAAGGAGAUUAAUCAAUAUUAAAAAUAAGUCAUGUAAUUUACUCACAAAUAUAAGUAAGAGCAAAAAAAAUAGAUAAAUGACUUACUUGGAUGUAUUUUAUUGAUUUAAAGAUGCAUCAGAUAAAAUGUCCAUAGUUUAAGUUUUCAAGGAAAAUUUAACCUUUUUUUUGCUCUCAGAUAAUAGUAUCAAACAAAACCUGUUAAAAACUUUUAUUUUCUUUGAUUAAAUUCUUACACUUCUCAUUUUUAUCAGUAAAAAAAUGUUAUUGAUGGGAUUUAAAAAUGAAAAAACAGUUUUUCUUCUUACAAAAUUUGACUUUUAGCAUUUCCACCUUCUGCUACUAUGUGAGUGGAUUAUAAAUGUUUACAAUCAAUUCUAAUGAAAAUUCAUAAAAAGAUGUUUCUCAUUGA